Molecule: messenger RNA, 531 nt
Organism: Aspergillus niger
Lineage: Eukaryota; Fungi; Ascomycota; Eurotiomycetes; Eurotiales; Aspergillaceae
Exons: 4
Coding region: 1-531 (176 amino acids)
Source: RefSeq, a predicted model, not a curated record
AUGGACCCGGUGCUAGUCAGCAAUGAAACCAACACUGCUGGCAUUUCCGCCACCUUCGUCAGCAUGAAGAUGACCAUGUUCUUUAGAAGUUGCACGGCUAUCAGACCGUGGACCAAGACCAACUACCGCGUGUGUCCAUAUCUUCCCGACUCGCUGUACGCAGUCAUUAUAGGGAACGAAUCAGCUUGUUUAGUAGAUUUUCGAACUGAAGAGUUCGAAGAUGUGGCUAUGCUUGCGAUAGUUGUCAAGGUAGCAAGAUUUAGCCCGUGUAACCAACCAAGGCCUUCCCCGGCUUUCUCCUUUAGUAGUGCGAAGAAGUCCAGAAUAACAGGGAGUAAUCCAAACGGCUUGGCUAAGGCUAUUAAGCAUUUCUUGUACCAUUCCAUUGUUUGUAUGAUUUAUGGCAGAUGGAAUAUUGCUUGUAAGGCUGUAGCCACAGAGUUACUGAAUAUAAUCUUUGUCUGCCAGCUUAAGCUUGUAUUUCAGGUCUUGGAUCAGAAAGUCUGGAGUUUCACACGAUGGGUCUGGUAA